Molecule: messenger RNA, 1053 nt
Organism: Vicia villosa (hairy vetch)
Lineage: Eukaryota; Viridiplantae; Streptophyta; Magnoliopsida; Fabales; Fabaceae
Exons: 3
Coding region: 1-1053 (350 amino acids)
Source: RefSeq, a predicted model, not a curated record
AUGUCGGUUUUAGUUAACGGAAGUCCAACUAAAGAGUUUGUGGUUGAGAGGGGGCUUCGCCAAGGUGAUCCUUUAUCUCCUUUCCUUUUCGUUAUUGUUGCGGAAGAGCUUAAAAUAAUGGUGAACAAGGCGGUGGUUAAUGGGGACUUUGUAGGUUGUUUUGUGAACAAUAAAUGUUUUAUCGAUGUUCUCCAAUUCGCGGACGGCACUUUAUUGGUUGGCGAUGGUAGUUGGAAACACUUGUGGGCGAUUAAAGUGGUGUUCAGAGGUUUUGAUAUGGUGUCGGACCUUGGUAUAAAUUUCAACAAGAGUAAGCUCAUUGGGAUUAACAUAAAUUCUCGUUUCAUGGAAGUGGCCACAUCUUUCCUUGCUUGUAAAAGGGAAGGAGAAGGACUUUAUUUUUCUCGAAUGCUCAAGGCUCGCUACGACGACAUUAAGCUUCGGAUGGUGGUUGAAGGAGGAAGGCACGACAAUUAUAGUUCGAAAUUCAAUGUUUCUGUAGCUUGUAUGGCAGCUUGGAUUGAGGGAGAUUGGAAGUGGAAUGAUCUCGGUAUUUCUCAUGUGCCGGCGGACUUGAAGACGCAAGAGGAGGCUUUACGGGUACUAUUGCAGCACCGCUGCCCCACAGCUGCUAAUACGGCCAGCAACGACCUUCUUGAUCGGGUCGUUUGGCUUCGACAAGGUCACGAUUCGUUCUCAGUCUCUUCUUGCUAUUCGGCCAUUGGUAUCUACUCUUUGAAGCAUGGUCCUCCAAACCGUUUUGAUUUCGUUUAUCCUCUCAUUUGGAAGGUUGAAGUUCCGCUUAAAAUCAAAGCCUUCGGGGGGAGAUGCUUUAAGUAUAGGAUUCCGAUGAAGGAUUUGCUUCUUCAUCGAGGUAUUAUCUCUCCUACUUCUAAUCUUGGAUGUGUUUUUUGUGAUGAUUCCGUUGAGUCUCCUCUCCAUCUUUUCUUGUAUUUUCGUAAGGCGGGUGAGGUUUGGAAGGAAAUGGCGUGUUGGAUCGGUUUGUCUAACUAUAAAGAAGUGAAUUUUAAAGAGUUUUUGGAGAUGGAGUAA